Messenger RNA from Coregonus sp. 'balchen', 3666 nucleotides. NCBI's taxonomy places the organism in Eukaryota, Metazoa, Chordata, Actinopteri, Salmoniformes, Salmonidae. The record is from the annotation of a GenBank genome assembly.
AUGGAGGAUCCUCUCUUUCUAUACUCAGCACUCAACACCACCAGUCUCCCCACUGCUCUCCCCCUCAACGUCAUGAUCAACCCCAUGAACAACAGUACUGUUACUGACCUCAUGACCAACGCUACGUUCAAACCCUUCAAUGUGUGUGAAGAGAUGGUGGCAGGGAUCCUCUUCGACCUGACUGUUCAGACCUUCAACGUGAUCCUGGGACUCCCUGCUAACAUCUUAGGUAGGUUAGAGAGGUUAGAGCAGCGCACCAGUAGCCGGAAGGUUGCUGAUUCAAAUCCCAGGUACCAUCUUGUACCAUUGUGGCCUUGAGCAAGGCCCUUAACCUUUACAUAACUCCAGGAGCAUUGCCCCUGAUCCUAUACUCCUUCCACUGUGUUUGUAUUUACAUAACUCCAGGAGCAUCGCCCCUGAUCCUAUACUCCUUCCACUGUGUUUGUAUUUACAUAACUCCAGGAGCAUCGCCCCUGAUCCUAUACUCCUUCCACUGUGUUUGUAUUUACAUAACUCCAGGAGCAUCGCCCCUGAUCCUAUACUCCUUCCACUGUGUUUGUAUUUACAUAACUCCAGGAGCAUUGCCCCUGAUCCUAUACUCCUUCCAGUGUAUUUGUAUUUUGGGUAUCGGGAGCAGAGAAAUGAACUAAUAUCCGUCUCUGAUGGACUAAGAAACUAGCUAAUAAAAUCUUUGUCUGGCCUUGUGUUAGUCCUGGUGAUUCUGCUCCGGAGCCGUAAGGAGCCGUCCUCCUCAGACAUCUUUCUUGGCUGUCUGGCCUUCAUGGACGCUUACUUCGGCAUCAUGGUCCCCUUCAGCUAUCUGAACUUCUACUACUGGCACAGCAAGGACGUCUGGUCCGCUCUCAAGUUCUCCUACGGCGUCAAGGUAAAGGAGAAUUUCAGUGUAUCUGGAUUCUGGAAUUUCUGCGUCUGAUAUUGUACCCUAUUCCCUACAUAGCACACUACUUCUGACCAGAGCCCUAUGGACACCCCUAUGGACACCCCUAUGGGCAACCCUAUGGACACCCCUAUGGACACCCCUAUGGUCACCCCUAUGGACACCCCUAUGGUCACCCCUAUGGACACCCCUAUGGACACCCCUAUGGACACCCCAAUGGGCACCCCUAUGGACACCCCUAUGGACACCCCUAUGGUCACCCCUAUGGACACCCCUAUGGACACCCCUAUGGGCACCCCUAUGGGCACCCCUAUGGUCACCGGUCAAAAGUACACGAUAUAGGGAAUACACACUAUGUCGCAGAGGUUGCAUCAAAAAUGACACUAAAUUCCCUCUAUAGUGCUCUAUGGACACUGGUCAAAAGUGUGCACUAUGUAGGGACUAUGGGGCCAUUAUUUCAUACUCACAUCUGACAAUAAAGUCAACUUUUUCACCUCCUACUCCUCCUUCCUCCUCCUUCCUCUUCUCAUCCUUCUCCUCCCCCUCCGCCUCAUUCUCCUCCUCCUUUCUCUUCUCCUUUUCCUCCUCUUUCUCCACUUUCUUCUCCUCCAGGACGCCAGCGGUCCUCUGUUCCUGUCCUGUCUCUGUUUGGAUCGGUUCGUGGCGGUCCUCUGUUCCUGUCCUGUAUCUGUUUGGAUCGGUUCGUGGCGGUCCUCUGUUCUGUCUGUAUUUGUUUGGAUCGGUUCGUGGCGGUCCUCUGUUCCUGUCCUGUAUCUGUUUGGAUCGGUUCGUGGCGGUCCUCUGUUCCUGUCCUGUAUCUGUUUGGAUCGGUUCGUGGCGGUCCUCUGUUCCUGUCCUGUAUCUGUUUGGAUCGGUUCGUGGCGGUCCUCUGUUCCUGUCCUGUAUCUGUUUGGAUCGGUUCGUGGCAGUCCUCUGUUCCUGUCCUGUAUCUGUUUGGAUCGGUUCGUGGCGGUCCUCUGUCCUGUCCUGUAUCUGUUUGGAUCGGUUCGUGGCGGUCCUCUGUUCCUGUCCUGUACUGUUUGGAUCGGUUCGUGGCGGUCCUCUGUUCCUGUCCUGUAUCUGUUUGGAUCGGUUCGUGGCGGUCCUCUGUUCCUGUCCUGUAUCUGUUUGGAUCGGUUCGUGGCGGUCCUCUUCCCACUCGCCUACGGCCAGCUGAAGGAUACCAAGUACAGGGUGGCUCUCUCUGCGGUGGUCCUGGGGCUCACCUUCACCUACGCCUCCGCCAAGACCGUCGGGGGCCUGCCCAACUUCGAGAAGGUAAAUCCAUAGAUCAAUCAAUUAAUCAAUCAAUUAAUCAAGCAAUCACACUUUUUUGCAUAGCACAUAUUGGACAAAAGUAGAAAUACAAUGCACUUCACACUAUAAAAUAAUUACAAUUACAUAAAUAAAUAAAAACAAUCUGAUACCAGGCCUAAUGAAAGGAAAGGGAAUAAAACAAUCUGAGACCAGGCCUAAUGAAAGGAAAGGGAAUAAAACAAUCUGAGACCAGGCCUAAUGAAAGGAAAGGGAAUAAAAAAUCUGAGACCAGGCCUAAUGAAAGGAAAGGGAAUAAAACAAUCUGAGACCAGGCCUAAUGAAAGGAAAGGGAAUAAAACAAUCUGAUCUGAGACCAGGCCUAAUGAAAGGAAAGGGAAUAAAACAAUCUGAGACCAGGCCUAAUGAAAGGAAAGGGAAUAAAACAAUCUGAGACCAGGCCUAAUGAAAGGAAAGGGAAAUAAAACAAUCUGAGACCAGGCCUAAUGAAAGGAAAGGGAAUAAAACAAUCUGAGACCAGGCCUAAUGAAAGGAAAGGGAAUAAAACAAUCUGAGACCAGGCCUAAUGAAAGGAAAGGGAAUAAAACAAUCUGAGACCAGGCCUAAUGAAAGGAAAGGGAAUAAAACAAUCUGAGACCAGGCCUAAUGAAAGGAAAGAUAAUAAAAGCACGGCUAAAAAGGUGCAUUAAAAAGUUUCUUUAAAAAAUUUCCACUUCUGCUACCCUCAGGUGUUGACAUGGACGAUCCUGGCAACGUUUGCCUGGAUGGUGUUUUGUAACGGGGCCAUCCUGGUGGCCCUGAAGAGUUCUGGUGGCUCUGGGAAGGACAACAUGCACCCCAUGAAGAAGAAAGCCUUCAAGAUUGUGAUGUCGGUCCUGUCCAUCAUCGUGUUCCCUUUUGAGGUGAUGACCUGUGUGCAUAGAAACUGAGGAGACUCAUUGACUUCCAUUCUAGUGAUUCCAUUUAUAUGGUUGUCCUUAAUGAUGUUGCCUGAUGUAUAAAGGUACAUUCCAACAUGACUUGUCAACAGGGUUGGACAGUUCAGUAACUUUCCCAAAAUUCCCACAUUUUCUAGAAAUCCUGGUUGGAAGAUUCCCGGAAUUAGAAGGGAAUAAUCAGGAAAUGCGGAAUACUCCAACGAGGAGUUCUGGAAAACCUGGGAAAUUUGGUAAAGUUACCAGAACUUUGCAACCCUAGCACUGUCCUUAAUGAUUUGGCCAGAUGAACAAAGAUAAAAUCCUAUUAUAUAUUUUUGCAUGGCAGUUAAGUGUUCUGAUAUCCCCUUCCAGGACCACUACCCUCCGGAUACGUUCCGCUGCCUGGUGCAGCCGGUGGGGUAUGCCUUCAUUAACAUCAGCAGAAGUAUCCAGCCCAUCAUCUACCUCUCUAGACUGGAGAAGAUCCCUGUCCUCCCUGAUGCCUGGACCAAGUGGUGCUGCUCCUCUAACGAGAAGGUCAAGGAGGUGAAGGUGGAGACCAUCUCGCCUGCUUAA